Molecule: messenger RNA, 799 nt
Organism: Physella acuta
Lineage: Eukaryota; Metazoa; Mollusca; Gastropoda; Physidae
Molecular function (GO): GTP binding; GTPase activity
Source: RefSeq, a predicted model, not a curated record
CACGGAGAUAUCUCAUGACGUCACCAGCCAGCAUUGCCCCCAUCACCAGGUCCUCCUACCGCGUCGUGUUGCUAGGCGACCAGGGGGUCGGCAAGUCCAGCAUCUCACUCAGAUUUCUCAGGGACGAGUUCCAUGAACACAACGCCCCCACCAUAGGAGCGGCCUACCUGACCCAGACUAUGAGGGUGGGGGAGAGGACGGUGAAGCUCGAUCUGUGGGACACAGCGGGCCAGGAGAGGUUCGCAUCGCUGGCUCCAAUGUACUACAGGACGGCUCAGGGAGCCAUCGUGGUCUACGACAUCUGUAGUAAGUCAAGUUUCCAGCGGGCACAUGACUGGAUCCAAGAGCUGAAGACCCAAGCCCCUCCUGGCACGAUUAUCAUGCUGUGUGGCAACAAGGUGGACCUGGCCAAUGAGGGCAGGGAGGUCUCGAUAGAGGAUGCUGUACAGAUGGCGCGAGACAAAGGUCUCAUCUUCACAGAGGUCUCGGCCAAGACAGGUCAGGGCAUCAAAAGUCUUUUCCAGACCGUCGCCGACAAAGUGGUUGCCAGAGACGCCAGCCCUAAACAGCCGGCAGCCGGCACUGACAAAGGCAUCCGGCUGUCCACGGGCGACAACACGUCCACGUCCGGCUGUCGGUGCUCCAGGUAGGGGCCGUGUCUUCCCGGACGUCCGCCUGUGGCCGUCAUGUCAGGACCCUGUGGGAGCUGGUGGUGGGGACAACAUUCGUGCUGAUAGCUGGGAACAUGGCAACUAUUGGGACAACAUUUGUGUACACGAUAGUCUGAUAUGAUAAGUAA